CCCAUGUGACCCCACUCUCACAAACACGUAUAUGAUUAUACCCAUUCUGAUUUAAUUAGGAAUUUUGAACGCAUUUUUGCUUCAUUACAACACCAGAAAAGAAAGCUAUCAGGAUCAUCAAAUUAUGUUGUUCUUUGUAGCUUUCUUUUCUUUAACAUUCCCUUGUUUUCAGUCUCUCUAAUUCCCCUUCUCAAGUGUAAAUUUUAUAUACAUAUACAUAUGUCUAUGAAGCACAUUGAAAUGUAUAGAUUUUGCUCAUUAUAGUUUGGUUGUAAUUGUUGUGUGGACUUAUUUGUGUUGUUUCUCUUGGUUUUUUCUUCCUUGGAACAAAAAAUUGUGCCAUGGCACAAUUACCUCCCAAAAUCCCAAAUAUGACACCCAGUUGGUCUGAUUUCUCCCACCACCAAAAGAUGCAUUCUUCGUUUGCAAGUUUUGCACCAAAUAAUGCUCCCAACAAUGCUCCUUCCGCUGCCACAACGAACCCUUCUUGGGUCGAUGAAUUCCUCGACUUCUCGACGGCGAGACGAGGGUCGCACCGGAGAUCGGUGAGCGACUCGAUCACCUUCCUAGAGGCGCCCAUGUUGGAUGAGUGCCGCGGAGCGGGUGGUGCGGCAACAGGAGUUCCGGUUUCCGGUGGCAAUAAUAAUGAGUUUGAUAGGUUUGACGAUGAGCAAUUCUUGUCUAUGUUUAACGAUGAAAUCUCCAUGGGGGUUGCGCCCACCGUCUCCUCGUCGAACCCUUCCACUCCGUCUGAUCAUAACAGCAUCAAUGAUGAGAAAGAAACGCAGCCUGAUCAUGAUCCAAAGAAGCAUCACCAGCAGCAGCAGCAGCUAAAGAAUGAAUCUGAGGAGGUGGAUAGCCAAUGCAAUUCCGAAACACAGGCAGCCAAUAAUGCAGCGACAACAAACUCAUACAAUGAUCGGAUUAUUGAUCCUAAAAGGGUCAAGAGAAUCUUGGCAAACAGACAAUCUGCACAAAGAUCACGGGUCCGGAAGCUACAAUAUAUAUCAGAGCUUGAACGCAGUGUUACUUCCUUACAAGCUGAAGUUUCUGUAUUAUCACCGCGAGUUGCUUUUCUGGACCAUCAACGAUUGCUUUUAAAUGUGGACAACAGUGCUCUUAAACAAAGAAUCGCAGCCUUGGCGCAGGAUAAGAUUUUCAAAGACGCUCAUCAAGAAGCACUAAAGAGGGAAAUAGAGAGACUGAGGCAGGUAUAUCACCAGCAGAGCAUCAAGAAGAUGGAAAAUGCCGCACCAACACCAAAUGGGGACGCUCCUCCUGAGAAAGAGCAGCUUCUCAAUGUUUCCUCCUAACAGAAAUCUUUCCUUUAGGAUGGUCAAGUGCCUAAUUAAAUCUCACCAUCAUCAUGUGGCCAAGCAAGUAAAGAUAGUUUAAAUUUCUGUGGUAAAAUUAGAAAAAUCAUCAUUUUCGAUGAUUUUAGCCAUUUUCUUUGUGGCCAAGUUAACUCUUAAGGUUUUUGGAGAUCCAAAAAGCUUUUGCAUGA
This is a messenger RNA of Ziziphus jujuba (common jujube), 1504 nucleotides long. RefSeq names its product basic leucine zipper 61. The coding region runs from base 342 to 1313 and encodes 323 amino acids. Gene Ontology annotation, molecular function: DNA-binding transcription factor activity; DNA binding. Lineage: Eukaryota; Viridiplantae; Streptophyta; Magnoliopsida; Rosales; Rhamnaceae. Gene Ontology annotation, cellular component: nucleus. The transcript is spliced from 4 exons. Gene Ontology annotation, biological process: positive regulation of DNA-templated transcription. The record is from RefSeq and is a predicted model, not a curated record.